UUUGAUUCUAUUGUGCUAUAUUUAUAUCACAAUAGCAUUUACUAGAUUUUAUUUUUAUUUAAAAGUCUCUUGUUCUUGUUUCAAAUUGUUUUAUUUUAAAAUGGGAAUUUUUGCUUUCUACUUUUUCUUAAUUUCUAUUUUAUACAAUAUUUUAUUUUUCAUCAUGGCUUGAAUACUUAGUAUUAUUAUUUAUCGUUUGAAUUCUAAAUUAGAUAUGUCGUCAUAUCCUAAUAUGAAUCCUAUGGUAAUGCCUCCUCCCCCUCCACCUCCUCCAAAAACCAUCCAAUCUGAAAUGGGUCAAAUGAUGGAGGGAUAUGAUCAGGAUCCUCUUAAAAUGGGUGUUGGAGUAUCACAUGAUUCCUAUGCUAGUAUGUCUGCGCCUACGUUUGCAGCACCUUUUAUACCUCAGCCUCCAAGUGCACCUCCACCCGGUCCAAUGGUUCAUCCUAUGGGAAUGAUAAAUCCAGCUAUGGGAUUAAUGGUACCUCAUAUGGGACUCCAACACGUUCAAAUGGGAAGACAAGUUAUAGAUCCAUACCUGGCAGCUGAGAUUUCAUCAAUUGUUCACACACUCUCGACAUCGCAAUUAAUUUAUGUCCUUGCAGCCUUAAAGAAGUUUCUUAAGCACGCACCUUCAGAGGCUAGAAGAUUCCUUAUUAAUAAUCCUCAACUUACAUAUGCACUGUUACACACACAGUUCAUACUCGGAGAACAUGAUGAAAGUGUUUUACCUCUUUCUAAACUUGACCAUGACAUUUCGCAAGUUAACCGACUAGAAAGAUCAGGACACCUUAAACCUUUUCACAGUUUGUAUGAAGAUAAUCCACUUAAAGCUGAACAUAUGGAACAUUAUACUGAUCAAUACAAACAAGAAUACAAAAUGCCAUACCAACAACCAGUACAGACAGUGGAACAUGAAAAGGUAAAACAUCAUCAUGAACAUCGUCCUCAACAUCAUGAGCGUCCUCAACAUCAUGAGCGUCCUCAACAUGAGCAUUCUCACCAUCUUGAGCAUCAGUCACACGUUCACCAACAUCAGAUGACACCUCAGCCUCAGCCUCAGCCUCAGCCUCAGCAGUUAACUAACGAGGCAACUCAGAAGGAUAUUGACGAUUUAAUGAACAGUGGUGUUUACCCAGCUUCCGCACCUCUUGUAGAUGCUGUCAUUAAGAACAACGAUCUUCUAACAAAUAUACAAAAGGCGACUAGGGAGGAGAUGACUUCAUGGCCUGCUGAACAGAAACAACAAGUUCUGUCGAUUAAAGUUGCGCUUCAUAUGAGAGGUAUCUCAGUUAACCUAUAGCCUGGAAAUAUUAAUUUUAUACAUGUGUUU
Theileria parva strain Muguga is the source of this 1333-nucleotide messenger RNA. Its product is annotated as Hinge domain of cleavage stimulation factor subunit 2 family protein. NCBI's taxonomy places the organism in Eukaryota, Apicomplexa, Aconoidasida, Piroplasmida, Theileriidae. Gene Ontology annotation, molecular function: mRNA binding. The transcript is spliced from 6 exons. The record is from RefSeq and is a predicted model, not a curated record. Gene Ontology annotation, cellular component: mRNA cleavage and polyadenylation specificity factor complex. The coding region runs from base 215 to 1303 and encodes 362 amino acids.